Phycomyces blakesleeanus NRRL 1555(-) is the source of this 1993-nucleotide messenger RNA. RefSeq lists its product as hypothetical. Gene Ontology annotation, molecular function: aldehyde dehydrogenase (NAD+) activity. The record is from RefSeq and is a predicted model, not a curated record. Gene Ontology annotation, cellular component: cytoplasm. Gene Ontology annotation, biological process: aldehyde metabolic process. Bases 108 to 1616 code for a protein of 502 amino acids. The transcript has 12 exons. Lineage: Eukaryota; Fungi; Mucoromycota; Mucoromycetes; Mucorales; Phycomycetaceae.
CAUCUCUUUUUCUCUUUCUUUCUUCUUUUCUUCUUUUCUCAAACAGCAGCAGUUCAAUCGACUAAAUUACCUUACAGAGCCUAUAAUAUAAUAAAAGCUUAAUAAUAAUGUCAGCACUCGUCUACACACCCAAGGAAGACCUUAUUCCUAUCGUCAACAACCUUCGCCAGCAAUUUAACACGGGCAUUACAAAGAAUAUCACUUUCCGCAAACAGCAGCUCAAAAACCUUAUUCGCUUUGCCGAAGAGAAUAGCGAGGCUAUUGAGGCAGCCUUGUGGAAGGAUUUGCGCAAGCAUAAGAUGGAGUGUGGUGUCGGUGAAAUUUCUCCUAUUGUCGAUGACUGCCACUUUUUGAUCAAAAACUUGGACAAAUUCAGCAGCCCUACUUACACCAAGAAGCGAUUCUUAAUGAACGCAGCCGAUAAAACUUACAUUCGUAAAGAAGCCAAGGGUGUUGUCCUUGUCAUUGGUGCAUGGAACUAUCCUAUCAAUCUCCUACUUAUGCCCGUUGUUGGUGCUAUUGCUGCAGGAAACUGUGUUCUGAUAAAGCCUUCCGAGGUUUCUCAACACACUGCCGAAUUGAUCGCUCGUGUCUUGCCUAAAUACCUUGACGAGCGCGUCUACACUGUCGUAAAUGGCGGUGUUGAUGAAACAACAAUUUUGCUUGAGCAAAAAUUUGAUCAUAUCUUCUACACUGGUAACGGAAUGGUAGGAAAGAUUGUCAUGACCGCCGCUGCCAAGCACCUUACUCCAGUCACUCUUGAAUUGGGAGGAAAAUCACCUGCCAUUAUUGCACCCGAUGCUGAUCUUGCUGUCUCGGUCAAUCGUCUUAUAUGGGGAAAGUUCUUCAAUAACGGACAGACAUGUGUUGCACCUGAUUACGUAUUGAUUACAAAAGAUCGUGUCGAACCUUUUAUUGAGGCCGUGCGCAAAACCUUGAUCGAGUAUUAUGGAGAUGAACCUCAAAAGUCGGGAUCUUACGGCCGUAUUGUCAGCAACCGUCAAUUUGAUCGCCUCAAGGGUUUACUCGAUCAUUUUGAUCAAAAGUCUAUUGUUAUUGGCGGACAGACCGACAGGGAUGAUCUUUUUAUUGCACCAACUAUCAUUUCUCCUGUAUCUCCCAACGAUGCUCACAUCAUGCAACAGGAGAUCUUUGGUCCUAUCCUUCCCAUCAUCCCUGUUGAAGAUAUGGAUGAAGCUAUUGAAGUAGUAAACACAAGAGAUCAUCCUCUUGCUAUGUACAUCUUCUCAUCAAAGGCAUCGACAUACAAUAAGAUUCUUGACAGAACAAGCUCUGGCGGUGUACUUGUUAACGACACUUUGAUGCAUCUCCAAGAGCUUUCUUUGCCAUUUGGUGGUGUUGGUCCUUCUGGUACUGGUGGAUACCACGGAAAGGCUUCUUUUGAUAUCUUUACCCAUGAGCGUUCGACUAUGGUCAAAUCUGCUGCCAUGGAGAGCCUCAACUCCACAAGAUAUCCUCCUUAUACAAACGACAAGUACAAACUCUUGUCAUUCAUGGUCUAUGGUUUCCCAGCCUCAAUUGGUGCCAAGAUCAAGACUUUCUUUGCUGUAUUGGUUGUCAGUUACAGAAUCUUCUUAGGGAAGGAAUCCGAGUAGACGGAUUUUCUUUUUCCUCCCGAUUUAUUCAAUUUUAUUCCUUAUUUUAUUUUAUUCUAUUUUAUUUUAUAAUAUACAUAUACAUAUAAAAAAUAUUAUUAUCCUUCAUUCAAAAAAAACUUUAAGACAACAUCUUUAUAUUGUAUAACAUUAACGAUUAUUAUGUUUAUUAAAUGUAUUCCAUACUUGGGCCAAUCUCUUUAUUUAUAUAUUUGUAUAUUAUUCAUUAUUUGGCAGUAAUCAAUAAGUAUUUUAUAUACUACUGCUUAAUGCCUUGUAGUAAAGUAAGAAAAAAAAAUAGUACAGAAAUUCAAAUCAUAUUCGAGAGGCUUCAAUGAAUAUAUUUAUCAUUAAAUCUCAAAAGCUUAUACAAAGUG